AUGGUGAAGCUUGAGAUCUGCGGCAUCCCCGUGGAGUUCCCGUUUCCGCCCUAUGACUCGCAGCUGAUUUACAUGGAGAAAGUGCUGCUGGCACUCACCUCCAAGCAGAAUGCCAUCCUUGAGAGCCCGACUGGCACCGGCAAGACGCUAUGUCUACUGUGUGCAACACUGGCCUGGCGUCGCGAGCUACAGAAAAAGUUAGGAACUAACACAUUGGCACCGGCGAAGCGUCCAGGCCCAUCGCUAGCCUACGAGGGCUACGGCAGCGAUGGAGAGAGCGAUGCGCCGCAGUUGCCAAGGAUUAUUUACUCGUCCAGGACCCACUCGCAGCUGAAACAGGUAGUUCAGGAACUCAAAAACACGUCCUACCGCCCCAACGUCGCAGUGCUCGGAUCUCGAGAACAUCUUUGUGUGAACGAAAAGGUGUCCAAGCUCCGAGGCACGAGGCAGAACCUCGCGUGUCGAUCUACAUGCAAAGACAGGAGGUGCAUGCACAAGUUGGGCUUUGAUUCGUACGCAAAGCGGUCGAAAAAACAGGCACAGCCGAUCAUGGAUAUUGAAGAGCUCGUGACGACGAUGAAGGAAAAGAUUAUUUGUCCUUUCUUCUUGACUAGGAACAUGCUACCUGAAGCAGAAAUCGUAUUUGUGCCAUACAACUACCUCAUCGACCCCAUGGCACGACGGUCAAUCGGCAUCUCCAUCGAGAACUCGAUUUUAAUAUUUGAUGAGGCGCACAAUGUGGAAUCGAUCGCCAGCGAGGCUGCGUCGUACGCUCUUUCAUCGAACGACAUCUCUGGCUGCAUUUCAGAAGUUGACACGUUCAUUAGAGGAUUAUCUACUAACAGCAUUCAGCUGAACGCGGGAAGUAAUUUGACUUUGGAGGACUCAGCAGUUUCCCGUUGUCUACGAAUGGAGGUUUUACCAAGGUAUCCUGGACAGUAUAUUUUCGAGUUCUUCGAGCAGUUCAACGUGAACUUUGAGACGUGCCCACUCGUCCUGAGCAUGAUUGAAGAAAUUAUUGAAGUGGCGCACGGUGGAGACGAUUCACAACGAGCUGCAUCGAAGCUCGAUACAAUGCUUUCGUUCUUGGGUACCAUCUUCCGGAGUAAGGAGCAGCACCUACAGGCAGCGAAGAACUAUAGAGUUCACAUUCAAGAGAUUCGAGAAAGACCUUCAAAUUCUGGGCGGCUGUUCAAUUCUGGACGAAAAAACAAGACGACAACAACCCGCGUAUUCAACUACUGGUGCUUCCACCCUGGAGUGGCUUUUCGUGAAAUCUGCACAAACAAUGUCCACAAUGUCAUUUUAACCAGUGGAACACUUUCUCCGCUGGAUACGACUGUCAAAGAACUUGGCAUUGACUUCCCGGUCCGGUUAGAGAACAACCACGUGGUCGAUGCUGACCAAGUGUGGGUUGGUGUGGUGGGCACGGGCGUCACAGGCAAGAAACUGAAUUCCAGCUACAAUUUCCGCUCGACAGAAACGUACCUGCUGGAGCUGGGCAACACCAUUGUGAAUUUUACCCGCCUGGUCCCGCACGGCCUGCUGGUCUUUUUCCCUUCUUACUCCAUUUUGGAAGAGAGUAUCGACAAGUGGCAACGGCCUGCAACGGGCCAGUCAGCUUUAUCCAUUUGGGACCGUAUUGUUCAGCAAAAGCAAACGUUUGUGGAGCCUAGAGGACGAGCGGAUUUUAAAGCGGUGGUUGACGAAUAUCACCAAGCUAUCGCAGACAAUCCCAAGGGCGCAGUUUUCUUUGCAGUGUGUCGAGGAAAGGUGAGUGAAGGCAUUGACUUUUCCAAUGAUAAAGGCCGUGCGGUGAUCAUCACCGGUUUGCCUUUUCCGCCGACGAAAGACCCGAAGAUUAUGCUGAAAAAGAGCAUUUUGGACGAAGCCGUCGUGUCUCCGGGUGAACUGAAAUUGACAGGAAACGCGUGGUACAUUCAACAAGCAUCCAGAGCAGUGAACCAAGCUAUCGGUCGAGUCAUUCGACACCGUCACGACUACGGAGCAAUCAUUCUGCUAGACGAGAGAUUUGCCUUGAAACAGCAACAGGAGUGCUUAUCAAAGUGGUUGCAGCCUUACUGCCACACGUGCCGUGGAUAUGGUGAAGCGCAUAUCGGCUUGACCCGCUUCUUCAAAACCAACAAGACGAGAGCGGUACCAGAAUCAUCGAAGAAGAUUCUGCAGCAGCCGAAACCCAUUGGCUUAUCCAAAAGAGCAAUGUCAAAAUCAUCCAAGAUAUCGUCGGACAACGAAAGUGAGCAAAUCAGCCAGCAGCUAAGUUCGUCGCAGCUCUCAAGACAAAGCUCGCAAACAGCGAUCGGAGAUGGCCAGACCUAUGUAAACCCCCUGCUUCUUCGGCAUCCACCCGACUCGACUGACAUCACUGCUGCGCCUCUAAAACGUUCACUAGGGUCUUUAUUGAUGUCCACAUCGAAGUCAGCUAUGGUGGACGUGACGUCUUCGAUUGCACGGCCGUUUACGGCACCCAAGAUGAUGAAUAGCGUCGGCUCUGCUGAUGGCGCUAUUGUUGUUAGUAACGGCGAUGCGCGAUCGUGGCAAAGUGCGAAGCAGCAGUUUGCAGCUAAACACGAGAGCGGAAAUGACGACAACGACAAGACGUCUGCAGCCGAGUUUCCUGCUGUGGCAAGAAACGUACUUCAGCCUCCUGACGUGCCGAAAUUGUAUGGCUUCAUUCGACAGCUUCGUGCGGGGGAAGACGUGGAAGCAGCUCUGAGUGGAAUAUGCAAUCUCCUGCGCGAUCCGGCGUGCAAAGAGCUUCUGGACUUGAUGCCGAAAGUGUUGAACGGCGUAAUGUGCGACCGCUUUAUUGAGGCAGCUCGAGACCACGGGUUGGAGGUGUCGGUAGGAAGUUCAGCUCAAGGUUCUUCGGCUCGAGCGCAGCCGACAGAUAUGUCGACGUUCUUCGAACGACUUCAACAAAAGAAGAGAAAGACUUACCGUGAUCACGUUCCCACUGCGGCUGUCGUAAAGGACCCACAGUGCUUUGUGUGCUACGAUAUAACGCGCAAGGCCUAUGCGUCACAGUGCGGACAUAUUUGCUGUCAUCCUUGCUGGAAAAAGAUGGAGAAGGAUGGCUUCACCUCCUGUCCAGUGUGCAAGAUCCCAAUCAAGCUAGAACAGCUAAGUUUGAUUCGAGCAGCGAAAGAUUCGUGA
Messenger RNA from Phytophthora infestans T30-4, 3177 nucleotides. RefSeq lists its product as uncharacterized. Gene Ontology annotation, molecular function: DNA polymerase binding; ATP binding; hydrolase activity, acting on acid anhydrides, in phosphorus-containing anhydrides. The record is from RefSeq and is a predicted model, not a curated record. Gene Ontology annotation, cellular component: nucleus. Lineage: Eukaryota; Oomycota; Peronosporomycetes; Peronosporales; Peronosporaceae. Gene Ontology annotation, biological process: telomeric loop disassembly; regulation of double-strand break repair via homologous recombination; negative regulation of DNA recombination. The transcript has 15 exons. The coding region runs from base 1 to 3177 and encodes 1058 amino acids.